Messenger RNA from Gossypium arboreum, 1152 nucleotides. Its product is annotated as gibberellin 20 oxidase 2-like. Gene Ontology annotation, molecular function: gibberellin 20-oxidase activity. Gene Ontology annotation, biological process: response to light stimulus; unidimensional cell growth; gibberellin biosynthetic process. Bases 1 to 1152 code for a protein of 383 amino acids. NCBI's taxonomy places the organism in Eukaryota, Viridiplantae, Streptophyta, Magnoliopsida, Malvales, Malvaceae. The record is from RefSeq and is a predicted model, not a curated record. The transcript is spliced from 3 exons.
AUGGAUUCAACGCAUCUCCUUUCCUCUCCGCUUGAGAUUCAAGAUCAAACACUAGUUGACCAUCAUAGUUCUUCUAUCGGCUCAUCUUUUCUCCAAAACCAAACCAACGUCCCCAAAGAAUUUCUUUGGCCCAAAGUUGAUUUAGUUAAUGCUCAUCAAGAGCUGUUGGAGCCACUUGUAGAUCUUGAACGCUUCUUUAGAGGUGAUGAAUUGGCGAUUCAACAGGCUGCCAAGGUCAUUAGGGCUGCUUGUCUAACCCACGGUUGCUUUCAAGUCAUCAAUCAUGGGGUUGAUUCCCACCUCAUCAAUGCUGCAUAUUAUCACCUCAAUCGUUUCUUCCAUUUGCCACUUAGCCACAAAUUAAGGGCUCGAAGGGCCACUACUGCUGGAUUAAACACCUUGAGCUAUUCAGGUGCACAUUCGGAUCGUUUCUCUUCGAAUUUGCCAUGGAAGGAAACUUUAACUUUCCGGUUCCAUGAGAAUCCCAAGGAAUCCAGUGUCGUAGAUUUGUUCAAAUCCAGUUUAGGAGAUGAUUUUGAAGAAAUGGGCAUAACAUAUCAAAAGUACUGUGAAGGAAUGAAGAGCUUAGCUCUAGCAGUGAUGGAAAUACUAGCAAUCAGCUUGGGAGUUGAUCGAUUGCACUAUAAAAAUUAUUUUCAGGACGGUGGGUCUAUAAUGCGAUGUAACUAUUAUCCGCCAUGCCCCGAGCCAGGACUUACCUUCGGCACUGGUCCUCAUUGUGACGCCACAUCUUUAACAAUUCUCCACCAAGACGAAGUUGGAGGCUUGGAAAUCUUUGCAAACAACAAAUGGCAGAUUGUUCGACCUCGUCAGGAUGCCCUAGUAAUCAACAUCGGUGAGACCUUCACGGCAUUAACAAAUGGGAGAUACAAGAGUUGCCUGCAUAGGGCAGUAGUAAACAGCGAGAGGGCGAGAAAAUCAUUGGUAUACUUUGUUUGCCCACGAGAAGACAAGGUGGUGAGACCCCCAGAGGAUCUUGUACAAGGUGAUCAACUCCCAAGAGCUUACCCUGAUUUCACAUGGUCCGAUUUCCUCCAUUUCACCCAAAACUACUACAGAGCUGACGCUCAUACUCUCCAUAGCUUCAUCAAAUGGCUCUCAUCUUCCAGCCCCAUUCAUCACAACCGUUAA